AUGUACACGGUAACCGAAUGCAUUGAAAACCCUCUUGUAGUUGUCAAAAAAAUCUUUGACGCGUACAAGGGCUCUACAAAUGUAGGAAUUGGUAACGACUAUGAAGUCUCUGAAAACUUCAAAAAUGUAUUUGCAACAGAGGCGGCUAUAAAAAUGAUUCCAUCAAUAAAUGAUAUUUGCACCGACGAUAUUCCUUCGAAUACUUUAGUCCGGUUUCGAUGUAUGAUUCAGAAUACGGGACUAGGACACGAAAUGUAUUUGAGCGUGUUUGAGACGUUUGAUUCGAGUGGUGUCAAGGAGGAGGGAUCACAUACUAAUAAUAAUGUUAAUAGCUUCAGUUCUAAUCUCCUUGAUUCACCAACAACUGUCCUCGAUGAACGGUACCUAUACUACUGUGUGUCUGUACCGGAAAAUAACAGUAAUGUCAUCAAGAAAAGAUCAAACGAUGAUGAUAGUAUUGAAGAUCUUGAUCGACUAGCAACAAAGCUAAAUCUCUUUGAUGAUGAGCAACAUCAUCUAGAAAAUCAUAAUCGUCGUCAACUUGAAAAAAACUAUGUGGCUUCAAAGUUUCCUUUCCCAAAUGAAAGUCAUGUUUCUGCUAUUGUGAAGGUUUAUGAAAAAAAUGAUUCGCUCAAAGUAGGCGACGUCAUGGAAAUAAUCGGUGUAUUGGAACAUUUUACACGAAGGGAAUCAGGCAACAAUAAUGACGAAUUCAAUCCGUCAAAUGAUUUCAUUGACCCGAGCUCACUUUUAAAAGUUCCUCGUCUUCACGCAAUCUUUUAUAGAAAAUUGCAUUCGUCGAGUAAUCCGUUGAUUUCAGAAGUGAACUUGAAGAAUACCACAUUGGAAGUCCAAAAUACUGCAAGAGACACAAGAAACUCAUUGAUUCAGUAUAUCGCGUCAGCAUUCGCCGGAGAUUUACUCGUAGCUGAAUUUGUUUUAUUACAACUCCUUUCCAGAAUAUACAAUCGUCGAGACGGCCUAACACUCGGAAAAUUCGGAAUAAACAUCACAAAUAUUCCUCCAUCUUCACAAAUAGACGACAAAAGCGUAUCCUCAUCAUCAUUGCCUUUAUCGCACACUAAUCCAUUCACGCGAAAUGUGGCCGCGAUAUUAUCGUCAGUUCUGACAAAGUACCAUGAUCUACCAUUGACACUUUCCACGCUUAAUAAUGUGUUUUUCUAUCCAAGAUGUGAUGGUGUUUUGGACUCGGGUGUGUUUCAAGUGAGCGAUGGGACUUUUUUCUUAGUUGAUGAGACGGUGUUGAAGGAAGGCACGUUGGGUGAUACUGGCGUUCGUAAUAUGCAGACAUUAACUGAUAUCCUAAAUACUCAAAAGUUAAAUUACGUGUUCCCAUUCAACAAUUUCCAAUUCAAUAUCGAUAUUGGACUAAUAAUCUUCUCAACUGCUAAAUCCUUUUUCCCGGUUGAUUGUGUCAUUCCUUUAAGGCCUUUGGCCACCCAAGAAACAAUGCCCUCACUCUCUGAGGAAACAUUAACAGAGUACCAAAAGUACAUUAGUAUAUUGCGGUACUUGGAUUACUCGAUCUCCGAGUCUGUUUCUGAGUUUGUGCAAAAUGAAUUUGUUAAACAACGACAAACGGCCGCGAAAAAUGGCCAGUCAUUAAUGACUCCAGACGACUUGUUCCUGCAAAUGAAUCUUGCAAGAUUGACUGCGCUAAGUUUUGGAGAAACGGAGUUGACGACGGAAAUAUGGAAGUAUACUCUGAACUUGGAUCGUGUCCGAAGAGAACGUCUUUAG
This is a messenger RNA of Ambispora gerdemannii, 1761 nucleotides long. Lineage: Eukaryota; Fungi; Glomeromycota; Glomeromycetes; Archaeosporales; Ambisporaceae. The record is from the annotation of a GenBank genome assembly.